UUACUUGGAUGGGGGCGGGUUCAAAUACGAGUGGAAGCCAUCUUGAACGGUUGGUUGACAAGACUCUUUCGUAGUCAGCUAGAAAUUGAGUACUACGCGUAGGAAGCCGGUUAUUUCAGCUAUCCGAGGGUUGAAGAAACUUGUGAAAGGACGCAGCGGCUCAGUGAAGCUAAACAAGACGGCUAGCUAAACAGUCUGCCAGUACUUGAAAGCUAGCUUAGCCCUGGUGUAUGGUUUUCGAUAAAUAAAAAAAAAAUGGCAGAUUACAUCUAUGCUAAGACCUAACUUGCUAAAGAAAUCCAUGUUUAGACGUUAUCUAAAAAGAGAGGAAUUUGUUUUUGACACUUGAUGUCCCAGAAACGACAGUAUUGUCGAGGAACCUGCUGAGACAAAAAAAACAUUUGAAGAUUUACAUUUGGAUAACUAUUAAAGUCUCAAGAGGGAAGGACAAUCUUGUGCUUUGAGUGGUCCCAGCAGAGUGGGCUUACUUCAUUUCGAGACUGUUCAAUUCUUAUUGAAACUGAAAAGUAAAGCUCCGUAAACAUGAGUACCACCAGGACGGAGAACCCAGUGAUUUUGGGCUUGUCCAACCAGAAUGGACAGCUCAGAGGCCCAGUGAAGCCUGCUGGAGCACCAGGUGGAGGUGGAGGAGGCCCUCUACUACAGCAACUUAAUCAGAUGAAAGGCACAAUCAACAAUGGUAACUCCCAGCCGGCCCCUACAACAAACGCUGUCAUAAAGCCUGGAGAUGACUGGAAGAAAAAUUUGAAAUUGCCCCCAAAAGACAUGAGAAUGAAAACUUCGGAUGUGACUGCAACUAAAGGCAAUGAGUUUGAAGAUUAUUGCCUAAAGAGGGAGCUGCUAAUGGGAAUCUUUGAGAUGGGCUGGGAAAAGCCAUCUCCAAUUCAGGAGGAAAGCAUUCCCAUUGCACUGUCAGGAAGGGAUAUCUUGGCCAGAGCUAAGAAUGGCACGGGAAAGAGUGGAGCCUACCUCAUUCCCUUACUUGAACGCAUUGACCUGAAGAGGGACUGCAUACAAGCGGUGGUCAUAGUGCCCACCAGAGAACUGGCUCUGCAAGUAAGCCAAAUAUGUAUCCAGGUCAGCAAACACAUGGGUGGAGUCAAGGUAAUGGCAACCACAGGUGGAACCAACCUACGUGAUGACAUCAUGAGACUCGAUGAAACGGUACAUGUGAUCAUUGCCACUCCUGGGAGGAUUUUAGACCUCAUCAAGAAAGGGGUGGCUAAAGUCAAUCAAGUGCAGAUGGUCGUUCUAGAUGAAGCUGACAAACUUCUGUCUCAGGACUUUGUGCUUAUGAUGGAGGAAAUGCUGGGCUUCCUGGCCAAACAGAGGCAGAUUCUGCUUUAUUCUGCAACCUUCCCUCUCAGCGUGCAAAAGUUUAUGAAUGCACACUUGCAGAAACCCUAUGAGAUCAACCUGAUGGAGGAGCUUACACUGAAGGGUGUGACUCAGUAUUACGCUUAUGUAACUGAAAGGCAAAAGGUCCAUUGCCUUAACACCUUGUUCUCCAGGCUCCAGAUCAACCAGUCUAUAAUCUUCUGCAACUCCUCUCAGAGAGUGGAGCUCCUUGCCAAGAAGAUCUCCCAGCUCGGUUAUUCAUGUUUCUACAUUCAUGCCAAGAUGAGACAGGAGCAUCGCAACCGUGUGUUCCACGACUUUAGAAACGGCCUCUGCCGGAAUCUUGUCUGCACUGACCUUUUCACAAGAGGAAUUGACAUUCAAGCUGUGAAUGUUGUGAUCAAUUUCGACUUUCCCAAGCUGGGAGAAACGUACCUUCAUCGCAUUGGUAGAUCUGGCCGCUUUGGACACUUGGGUCUGGCCAUCAACCUCAUCACUUACGAUGAUCGCUUCAACCUGAAAGGGAUUGAGGAGCAGCUUGGGACAGAGAUCAAGCCCAUCCCUGGCAUCAUUGACAAGAGCCUAUAUGUGGCGGAGUACCACAGUGAGAGUGGCGAAGAACUCAAGCCAUGAGCCAAUCGUCCAUCAUCCAUUCCCCUUUGUAUCUUUUUUCAUCCCCCGUCUUGGAGUUCUCUUGUGUUUUUUAUUUUAGUUUAUUUUCUUUUUUUAAUGUACAGUUUCUGUUUGUCUACCUUUUUUGGAUGCCACCAUAAGGAAUGUGUAUUUUGAUGGACGCGUUUCGGAAGAACUCAUUUGCCUUUUUUAUAGGGCUCUGUGCUGCUGCACCACCACACCCUGAAGACAUAAGCACCGGGAGGAAAGCACGGGACCAAGUUGAAAAAAUAUAUCAAUGCACAUUGUGAAGAUUCAUAUCCACCGAUGACACAAAGCCAGCACCAACAGACCGCUACAUGACACCCCUCCAUUUUCCGUGUUUUUAUUUUGAAAGUUUUAACCAGUUUGUAUAAAGUGCCUUAACAAGCAGUUCAACUCGUUCUAAAGUAAUAACCCUCCAUUAGCCGCCAUGCCGCUCACUUCAUACCACACACGCACUCACGUUCACCUAAUUGAAAAUUGGUACCGCUGAUUUAUGUCGGCUCACAUUGGUGAAUUCAUAACUGUUUUCGGUUGGAUCAUUCGUUCGCAAGGAAUGGAGAUAAUUAGGAGGGAGGCUGGUCUGAAUUCUCUUUCUGCUGGCUAAGCUGCACUUGAGUCUGGCUGCUAAAUGAGGACAAACUUGGAUGUUCCAUGGACAGAAAUGCUGGAUAUUUUUCCAAGACAGACAGCCAGACUGUCCAGUUGCUUGCGAAGAAGCAUGUGCUUCUAAAAGACCCAGACCCUUUCCUCGGUCUU
Perca fluviatilis (European perch) is the source of this 2772-nucleotide messenger RNA. RefSeq names its product DEAD (Asp-Glu-Ala-Asp) box helicase 6 (gene ddx6). NCBI's taxonomy places the organism in Eukaryota, Metazoa, Chordata, Actinopteri, Perciformes, Percidae. Gene Ontology annotation, biological process: cytoplasmic stress granule assembly; P-body assembly. Gene Ontology annotation, cellular component: cytoplasmic stress granule; P-body. The record is from RefSeq and is a predicted model, not a curated record. The coding region runs from base 544 to 1992 and encodes 482 amino acids. Gene Ontology annotation, molecular function: mRNA binding; RNA helicase activity; ATP binding. The transcript has 14 exons.